CAAUGCAUGCUCUGUUGUAUGAAAAAAAUACAUGCACACAAAAAGAUACAUAGAAUACUCGAAAAAUUGGUUAUACAAUUAUUUAGUGUUUGUGUAUUUAAAUAAAUGUGUGACUUUUUAAAAUUAUACAUAAAAACUAUUAAUUAGUAUAUUUAUUAUUGAAAAAAGAGCAAGUAUUUUGAUAGAAAAUUAAAUUUUCGUGUUUUCUUGAAAAGAGAAAGUGAAACUCAUUUUGCCAACAUCACAAAUAUAUUGUGUGUUCGAACGUAUUGAAUUAUUCCUAGGAAAUUUGUCACAAGAUGUCGGGAAUUGUUUUCGCGAUAAACCUCAGCGAAUACAUCAUUUCCCGAAAUGACUUGCUUGUCGUGGCGAAAAUUUAUGGAAUUUUGGCCUAAAUAAAAUCUUACUAUACAGUAGAUAAUUUUAGUUACUACAAUCAAUUAAAAUUCGACAAUCAUUCGGUGUUUAUAUCGAGUGACAAUUUGAGUACCGUGCGUAGAGUGAGUACCAUUACAGAGAUUAAAGAGAGCAAUAGGGUCAUAGAAGCUUCAAGAUACAAAUCGACUACGUUUUAAAAAAAUUUAUAAAACAAAAAUAUAAGUUAAUUUAUUAUUAAGUAAUAACAAUAAUUAUUAUAAAAUUAUUCAUUACAGUUAUAAUAAUAUUAACCGUAAUAAUUCUAAAAUAACAAUACUAGACAACGUAAAGAGGAGCACAUAGUGAGUAAGUGACUGAGUGUAAAAAUUAAUUUUGAUUGAAUUGACAUUGGUAUGGGAGCUAAAGCAAGUACCGUAGCACAAGCUGCGGGGAGUAAUGGCCAAUCUUCCGCCGGUGCCAACGAAACAACAAUGCAGGGAUUCUCGAUUUUACGUUCAUUGCCAGGUGGAGUUUCAUUACUUCAACAUCAACACCAGCAAAACAGCCAAACACAGUCUUCACGAGUCUCUGGAGAUAGUAGACAAAGAGCUAGAUCUCUUAGUUCUGUACCAGAUCUCUCAGGUGAACAAAAUAACUUGGCUACUGCUGUUGGUGUCAACGUUGGCCAAGCUCUUGGCUUAGGAAAUCUUGACUCAGAUGACGGAGAUGAAGACAGUGGUAGAGUUUAUGCUGCCCACAGUUUGCCAUCGCAUAUUUGGUCCCUUAAUGGUCUUAAAUGCCCCGUAUGUUCAAAAUUUAUUUUACCAAAUGACAUCGAAUGUCACUUGGUAAUGUGCCUGACAAAACCACGACUUAGCUAUAAUGAGGAUGUUUUAGCAGAUGAAAAAGGUGAAUGCGUUAUCUGCUUGGAGGAAUUACAAUCAGGAGAUGUGAUAGCACGUUUGCCUUGUUUAUGCAUAUAUCACAAAAACUGCAUCGACAGAUGGUUUCAAGUAAAUCGCAGCUGUCCAGAACAUCCAGGUGAUUGAUUUGUAAUUGUCUAAAUUGAAAAAGUAAAGAGAAAAAUCUAUACAGUGAAUCAUGUUCCGGGACUGCUUUAUACAUAAAAAAAUUAUAGAAUAUAAGAUCAUUGGUAUGUUGAGAUAAAGUAUGGACAAAAGUGAAAAUGAAAUAAAAUAAAUAACUAGUCAAGGUGGCUGCUAGUCUGCGAUGGUGACUUGUAAAAGUGGCGAUUAUUAGAUUGUAUUGAAGACUUGACUUGGAUACAAAAUUCAAGUUAAAUGAAAGCAAACAUCUAAUAUUAAAUUCAUGAACUAUAAUAUUUAAUAACAAAAAAAUGACUUACAUCGCCAUACGACUCAGCGAUACAAUUGCUAUUAUCUAUACGUACCUUUAAUAAUAAUAAUUAUUAUUACUAUUAUUAUUAUAAUUAUUACUAUUAUUAUAUUGCUCUAUUGCUUAUUAUUGAUUGUAUCAUAUUUAUAAAUUUAAUUUAGUUUUGAAUCUGUAAGUUGAAAUAAUUUUUUAACUGAAAAAGUUAUCGAUUAGAAUGAUUAUGUUAUAGUCAUUCACUACUUUGUGAAAAGUGAAGAUUUUAAUAAUGGUAUGUCAAUAUUGAAACCUGUUUUAUAUAUAUAUAUCUAUAUAUAUAAAUAUAUAUGUAUACAGACGCAGGUGAACUCCUCGAAUAAGUUAAUUUUUAAUUUUAUCUUAUUUUAUAAUCAAUUCUUUGUAUUGUUUUUGUUGCUUGUUGGGGGAUGAGAGUUAGAAAGGAUAUUUUUGAUACUUUCAUAAAAUGGGAGAGAGCCAGGAUUUAUAGGGAGUUGAUAAUGUGUCAUAAUGCUGUUGACGUUGUGUAGUAACAAUAAAGGUUCUAAUUUAA
This is a messenger RNA of Chelonus insularis, 2260 nucleotides long. RefSeq names its product E3 ubiquitin-protein ligase ZNRF2. Gene Ontology annotation, cellular component: membrane; cytoplasm; intracellular membrane-bounded organelle. The transcript is spliced from 4 exons. Gene Ontology annotation, biological process: protein K48-linked ubiquitination; proteasome-mediated ubiquitin-dependent protein catabolic process. The record is from RefSeq and is a predicted model, not a curated record. NCBI's taxonomy places the organism in Eukaryota, Metazoa, Arthropoda, Insecta, Hymenoptera, Braconidae. Gene Ontology annotation, molecular function: ubiquitin protein ligase activity. Bases 771 to 1406 code for a protein of 211 amino acids.